AUGCGCACCGUGCUUGACAAAUACGGCGCGUGUUCCGGCGGUUCACGAAACAUUUCCGGGCACAACCAAUGGGCUGAAGCUUUAGAGACGUCGCUCGCAAAGUUGCAUCGAAAAGAAGCAGCGCUAUCCUUCACAUCCGGAUACGUUGCAAAUGAGUCCGCACUGGCAGUAUUGGGUGCACAUCUCCCCGGCUGUGUCUUCCUUUCCGAUGAAUCAAAUCACUCAUCCUUGAUCGAAGGCAUCAAGAUGUCUAGAGCUGCCAAGCUAGUCUGGCGACACAACGAUGUUAGAGACCUGGAGAGGAAGCUUGCUUCCAUUCCUUUGGAAACGCCGAAGGUUGUCGUGUUCGAGUCCGUAUAUUCCAUGUGUGGUACCGUUGCUCCGAUACGUGAGAUUGUUGAUUUGUCCGAGAAAUACGGAGCCAUUACUUUCCUGGAUGAAGUCCACGCAGUCGGCCUCUACGGGCCGCAUGGGGCGGGCGUGGCCGAACAUCUCGAUUACGAUACCCACCAAGGCGUAGGUGGAGAUGGACAGAGCAUGCUUAUGGAUCGAAUUACCCUGGUCAGCGGAGCGCUUGGUAAAGCGUUUGGCACCAUGGGUGGUUACGUGGCCGGGUCCGCAUCUCUCGUCGACAUGAUCCGCUCGCAAGCCCGGAGCUUCAUAUUCACAACAGCGCAACCACCAGCCGUUAUGGCAGGAGCGAGAGCUGCGGUCGAACAUCUCUACUCGCAUAACGACUCACGCAAGCAGCUCCAGCGCAACGCUCGUAGUGUCAAGACGGCGCUACGCGAGCACGGUCUCCCAGUCUUGCCGAAUCAAUCCCAUAUAGUGCGUCUGUUGAUUGGAGACUCGGUAGUCUCCGAUCAACGCCCCAAGCGUACCCAGAGGACAGGAAAGGUUGAGAAUAGCACCAGCGCCAGCCCAUACGUCCAAGCAGCAGGAUCACCUAGUGAGUGCAUUGGUGGAGAUCUGGGACAGAUUGAAGCUGCCGAGCCUGAAAGACUGGCAGCAAGAUGGAGUAUCACCGCUCUCGGAGGUGUUGAGGGAGGAUGA
Messenger RNA from Alternaria conjuncta, 1053 nucleotides. RefSeq lists its product as uncharacterized. Gene Ontology annotation, cellular component: mitochondrion. Gene Ontology annotation, molecular function: pyridoxal phosphate binding; 5-aminolevulinate synthase activity. Gene Ontology annotation, biological process: heme biosynthetic process. The record is from RefSeq and is a predicted model, not a curated record. NCBI's taxonomy places the organism in Eukaryota, Fungi, Ascomycota, Dothideomycetes, Pleosporales, Pleosporaceae. Bases 1 to 1053 code for a protein of 350 amino acids. The transcript has 3 exons.